This is a messenger RNA of Closterium sp. Naga37s-1, 1440 nucleotides long. NCBI's taxonomy places the organism in Eukaryota, Viridiplantae, Streptophyta, Zygnematophyceae, Desmidiales, Closteriaceae. The record is from the annotation of a GenBank genome assembly.
AUGUGCCAUGUGUCCCAGAGCCUGCCGACAGCAGCCCACGGCAAGGCGCCUUUUCCCCUCCCCAUUGGGUACAUUUGGCCUUUCCACUGCAUAACGCCUACCCCACCCAUGCGCCUUCCACCAUCAUCCCCCCCCCCCCUCACCUGCCCCAUACACCUCCUCCACAGUAGCUGCCACCACCACACACUUGCCUCUCCAGCGCCACCCAUCAUUAACCCACCCUCACCUCCCUCCCCUCACGUCCCUCCCCUCGCCUACACCUCCCCUCACCUCCCUCCCCUCACCUCCCUCCCCUCACCUCCCUUCCCUCACCUACCCCUCCCCUCACCUCCCUCCCCUCACCUCCCUCCCCUCACCUCCCUCCCCUCGCCUACCCCUCCCCUCACCUCCCUCCCCUCACCUCCCUCCCCUCGCCUCCCUCCCCUCGCCUACCCCUCCCCUCACCUCCCUCCCCUCACCUCCCUCCCCUCACCUCCCCCUCCCCUCACCUCCCUUCCCUCACCUCCCUCCCCUCGCCUACCCCUCCCCUCGCCUACCCCUCCCAUAACCACCCUCCCCUCACCUCCCUCCCCUCACCUCCCUCCCCUCACCUCCCUCCCCUCACCUCCCUCCCUUCACCUCUCUCCCUUCACCUACCCCUCCCCUCACCUCCCUCCCCUCCCCUCCCUCCCCUCCCCUCACCUCCCUCCCCUCACCUCCCUCCCCUCACCUCUCUCCCCUCACCUACCCCUCUCCUCACCUCCCUCUCCUCACCUCCCUCCCCUCACCUCCCUCCCCUCACCUCUCUCCCUUCACCUACCCCUCCCCUCACCUCCCUCCCCUCACCUCCCUCCCCUCACCUCCCUCCCCUCACCUCCCUCCCCUCACCUCUCUCCCCUCACCUACCCCUCCCCUCACCUCCCUCUCCUCACCUCCCUCCCCUCACCUCUCUCCCCUCACCUCUCUCCCCUCACCUCUCUCCCCUCACCUCCCUCCCCUCACCUCCCUCCCCUCACCUCCCUCCCCUCACCUCUCUCCCCUCACCUACCCCUCCCCUCACCUCCCUCCCCUCACCUCUCUCCCCUCACCUCCCUCCCCUCACCUCCCUCCCCUCACCUCUCUCCCCUCACCUACCCCUCCCCUCAUCUCCCUCCCCUCACCUCUCUCCCCUCACCUCCCUCCCCUCACCUCCCUCCCCUCACCUCUCUCCCCUCACCUCCCUCCCCUCACCUCCCUCCCCUCACCUCCCUCCCCUCACCUCUCUCCCCUCACCUCCCUCCCCUCACCUCUCUCCCCUCACCUCUCUCCCCUCACCUCUCUCCCCUCACCUCCCUCCCCUCACCUCCCUCCCCUCGCCUACCCCUCCCCUCACCUCCCUCCCCUCGCCUACCCCUCCCCUCACCUCCCUUCCCUCACCUCCCUCCCCUCGCCUACCCCUCCCCUCGCCUACCCCUCCCAUAA